AUGGAUUUGCAACUGGUUACCUUAGUGUGUGUAAGCAUUCUUACUUUCUUCAUUCUUAAAUUAUUAUACAACCAAAUCCAAAAUUCUACCAAUCUUCCACCAGGGCCACGCCCCUAUCCAAUCAUAGGAAACAUCUUAGAACUUGGUACAAAUCCACACAUAGCACUCACCAAACUCUCCAAAAUAUAUGGACCCAUCAUGACACUGAAACUAGGAAGCAUGACGACCAUAGUCAUCUCUUCACCACAAUUAGCCAAACAAGUGCUGCAAGAACACAGCCAAAUCUUUUCAAGCAGAAAAGUCCCACAUGCAGCUCAAAUAUUUGACAAUCACAAAUUCUCAAUAGUGUGGCUUCCCCCAUCGGCUAAAUGGAGGAAGCUUAGAAAAGCUUGUGCAACAAGAGUGUUCUCCCCACAAGUGCUUGACUCCACAAAAGUCCUUCGCCAUCAAAAGCUGAAAGAGUUAUUGGAUUUUGUAAAGGAAAAAAGCAUAAAAGGUGAGGUCUUGGAUCUUGGUGAGGCUAUUUUCUCAACUGUACUCAAUUCAAUUUCAAACACUUUUUUCUCUAUGGAUUUGUCUCACUCUACAUCUGAUGAAAAGUCUCGAGAGUUUAAGAACAUUAUUGAGAGUUGCAUGGAAGACGGUGGAAAGCCAAACGUCGCAGAUUUCUUUCCUAUUCUUCGUCCAAUUGACCCACAAGGUUUUCAGGCAAGGACAACCAAUUAUUUUGUGAAGUUGGCCAAGAUUGUUGAUGGAAUUAUAGAAUGUAGAAUGUGUUCAAGAGAUGAUUCCAAGGUUUCCAAUGAUGUGCUGGAUUCACUUCUUACUGAAGUUGAAGGCACAAGUUCUCAGUUGAGCCGCAAAGAAAUAAUGCAUGUGUUCUUGGAUUUAUUUGUUGCUGGAAUUGACACAACAUCAACCACACUUGAAUGGGCGAUGGCAGAGUUAUUGCAUAACCCUGAAAAAUUAGCAAAAGUAAAAGAAGAGUUGUGUGAAACAAUUGAUGAAGAUGAAACACUUGAAGAACAACACAUCUCAAAGUUUCCUUACUUACAAGCGGUGGUGAAGGAAACUCUUCGCUUGCACCCACCAGCUCCAUUUCUUGUACCACACAAGUGUGAUGAAGUGGUAAACAUAUCUGGCUUCCAAGUUCCAAAAGAUGCCCAAAUAUUGGUCAAUGUGUGGGCGAUGGGACGGGAUCCAACCAUAUGGGUAAACCCAAAUAUGUUCGAGCCUGAGAGGUUCUUAGAGAGUGAGAUUAAUUUUAAGGGUCAUAAUUUUGAGCUAAUACCAUUUGGGGCAGGUAAAAGGAUAUGCCCUGGAUUGCCAUUUGCUCAAAGGUCAGUAUGUUUAAUAGUGGCUUCCCUUGUGCAUAACUUUGAUUGGAAGCUAGCUGAUGGCCUAAUAACAGAGAACAUGAAUAUGAUGGAGCAUUUUGGAUUAACUUUAAAGAGGGUUGAAACUCUUAGAGUUCAAGCUAUUCUAGCAUAG
This is a messenger RNA of Lotus japonicus, 1491 nucleotides long. Its product is annotated as cytochrome P450 76T24-like. The record is from RefSeq and is a predicted model, not a curated record. The coding region runs from base 1 to 1491 and encodes 496 amino acids. Gene Ontology annotation, molecular function: monooxygenase activity; iron ion binding; oxidoreductase activity, acting on paired donors, with incorporation or reduction of molecular oxygen. The transcript is spliced from 2 exons. NCBI's taxonomy places the organism in Eukaryota, Viridiplantae, Streptophyta, Magnoliopsida, Fabales, Fabaceae.